UUCCUCCUGUCAAACAUGGCGCUGUCCUGCUCCAGGCUGUGCAGCCGGUUGUCUUUGAUCCGACUGAGUGGUCUGAGCUCAAACAGGACAACAAAUGGCUUUUAUCUUCUAGACAUUUCCCAUCAGUCCAGGUUACCUUUGUGCAGAUAUUACACUUCCUCUAAUGUCAGACGAGGUAUUGGACGGUAUGUUUCCUCCAGACUCCAGCGGGCAAAUGCCAAAUAUGAAGGCUUCCUUAAAAGACGUUUUCCUCGAUUUUACCAGCUUCAUCACACCUUUGUGCAAGGAUUCAAGAUGCUGUUCCAAGAUGCCAGAGAUGCAAGGAGGAUAAAAGCCAAAAUGCUGGUCGAUGGAGUGAAAUUCCAGGAUUUGCAUUACAGGGAGAUGGAAAAACUCAGACAGUUUCGCAGAGACCUAAUAAAGGCCAUCCCACUCGUGGUCAUAUCCAUUCCUCCUUUUGCAAACUACCUGGUUUUUAUCCUGAUGUACUUUUUCCCUCGUCAGCUUCUGAUUCCUCAUUUCUGGACCCCCCAACAGCAGCUGGAGUUUCGGAGAUUCUAUCAUUCCUACAGGGCACAGCGCCACCAAGCAGUGCUCAAAGAGCUCGAGUAUACAAGCCACCAGGUGAAAAAUGGUCACCUGCGAGGUCUUCUGAAGAAUCUCUGUGCUAAGGUGCAAAGUGGAGGAAAUCCUAAAGUGUCUGAAAUCCUUGCAGUCAAAAGCCUGUUCUCUGGAGCCCCGCUGGCUGUAGACGCACUGAGGAGUAAUCAUAUGAGAUACAUCAGCUCCCUCCUCUUCCUGACGCCUCGUCUCCCUGGGUUCCUGAUUGGCCGGCGACUGAACAGCCACGCCCUGGAGCUGCUCCAGCUGGAUCGAGCCCUCAGCCGACUGGGCCCGCACCAGCUGACUGACUCAGAACUGAGACAGGCUUGUUAUGUAAGAGGAAUCAAUGCCGACAGUCUUGGAACCAACCAGUCUCGUGAGUGGUUGUCCCAGUGGCUUCAGGUGUCAUCUGCAUUGAAAGAUUCAGAGGUAUCACUUCUUUUGCACUGCAUCGUACUUCUGUCUGCAAACUACCCCAGCGCCCCAAGCCGCCACUGACAGGAAGCCUGCUGCCGUGAUUAUGGCCAUUUUUGUGUUGCAUUGCUCAACUUCCUGAGAGUUUUCAGUAUCUCCUUACUGCAAAAGGAAAAAAUACAUUUAACAAAUUUCCUUUCGAGAUAAGGUUAAAAAGAAAAAAUACAACAGGACAUUGAUGCUUACCUGAAGGAAAAAACACGGCCUGUGCAGUCAGAUUUUCAUUUGAAAAUAUGAUGUUAGUGUCUUUAUCAGACAGAAAAGCUGCUUUUGUUCGCAGAUUUGAACCUUAGCAGGAAGUUUUAUUCCAAUUGAUGCACUUAACUAGUGCGCCUGGCAAAAUAUUUAUACCCCUUUGAUUUUUUUUUAUUUCCUUGCUUUAUAACCACAGACCCUAAUUGACCUUAUUAGUAUUUUAAGUCAUAGACCAAGACAAAACGGCACAUGGACAUUGAGCAAAAUAGAUGCAGUCACUGUAGAUCAUUUUUGCAGAAUCUCAGAUUGAAUAUAGAUCUGUGCACAUUAAUUUUUCAUUCCCAGCCUUUGUCCCUAAAAUACCCCUAAAAUGUGUCCUGUUAGAUGCUCUGUGGAUCUCAUCUCAAGUUCCUGACCAUAUCUUGGUCUGUUUGCAGUUAAGCUGUCCUCAUUGGUUGACAGAUUAAAUGCCGCUCCAUUAGUUGUGGGAUAUCGUUAUAUAAUCCAACCCUAUGUUAAGCCUCUCUCUGACCCGUCUACACUGUUCUUUAUUGUUCAUUAUUUGGUUUGGCUUCUCUAAUGUCCUCUAAUGAACCUUUGAGUUCAGGACACAACAUCUGUCUAUAAAGUCACUUUUGUGCACUAAUUUUGAAGGAUCUUAGUUAUACUGGAUUUUAUUUAGGGGAGUAAAAAGCUGAAAACAUGUAACCCAUCCUUUCUAGAUUUUUAUUAGUACUUUCUACUUUGAACUGUGUAUGCCUCUACUUCCUCUUUACAGCUAUGCAGCACUUUUAGGCUGUGUGUCACAUAAAGUCUGUAUAAAAUAAAAUAAACUUUGUGGUUUUAAUGUGACAAAAUGUAAAAAAAAGUUAAAGGGGUAUUAGUAUUUUUUUAAGGCACUGCAUAGAAACUUACAAUCUUUUGGGUAAAGCAUUUAUUCUUCCUGUUUUUCAGGUUACUGCUGCUUUAAAUGUUAGCAUAGCUUCUGCUUGUUGUUGCACAGCUAUAAAUGCAAGUUAGCGAAACGGCAAUGAUUCUACUUGAAAAAAAAAAUAAUGGAGCAGAUCAGUGCUAAGAAAGGGUAAGAAGAGCUUUUAUGUCUGUAUUCAGAAUAUACGGACCUUUUUGCUGGUGCUCUUAUCUCGAUUUGUGCUUUUUUGUUUCCAAUAUCAGUACAUGACAAAGCUGUUCAGAAAACUAUAGAAUGGACACUUCUUUUUUUCAUUAAAAAACAGCAGUAAAUUACUCAAGAAAACAUGACUUUUAUGAUAAGUAGAGACAGACUGUCAAGUAUGCUUACAUGAGAGGUUUAACUUCAAAUUCACAAUAUUUAGACUGCAUCAUACACCUAUACGCCAAGAGUUGUAGUUGCACUUUACUGUUUACUUUUAUCACCAAUCAAUCUCUUUAUCUGGAGACUUAAACUUUUUACUUAAAUCCUGAAAGGUUUUUGAUUAAAAAGUUUCAUACAAGAAUUUCAGAUGUUUGAGUGAAAGUAAAACACAGCAGCUGGUGUCGUUCGGUGUCACUCUGCUUGUUUUUGCUUCCUGUGCCUUUCACCAGCUUUGGCCGUUUGCUUUCACAUCUGAAGCAUGACUUAUGAAGUAAAAGUUAUUUUCUGAGUCUUUUUUUUUGUGAUGAUAUUUGUUCAUGUUCUGAGUGAUG
Molecule: messenger RNA, 2937 nt
Organism: Cyprinodon variegatus (sheepshead minnow)
Lineage: Eukaryota; Metazoa; Chordata; Actinopteri; Cyprinodontiformes; Cyprinodontidae
Gene: letmd1
Product: LETM1 domain containing 1
Exons: 9
Coding region: 16-1101 (361 amino acids)
Biological process (GO): intracellular monoatomic cation homeostasis
Cellular component (GO): mitochondrial inner membrane
Molecular function (GO): ribosome binding
Source: RefSeq, a predicted model, not a curated record